CCCGCCUCCCUGGACAGCGCUCACAUCCAAAACAAGCGCCUCCUUCGAGUACUGCGCCAUCACCAGCUAGGUUAGCUGCUAGAAGACAGCUAGCUCAGUGCACAGGGGGGCGAGUCUGCUUUAAAGGACGACCUAAGUCACUAUUUGACCGAUUUUACCGAAAACAAGACAUUUUACUCGUACAGGUCGUGUAUAAAUCGUGAGGGGCGAAGGUGAAGGUCGAGACACCAGCCCAAACAGAGCCCAGCCCACAGUGUCAAACAUCAGACAGACGACAGCCCUGCACACAGACGCUAUGGAUCGUUCACCCACCACCGCCAGCCUGAUGGCCGCCAGCAACGUCACCAACAAAACCGACCCGCGUUCCCUCAACUCCCGGGUCUUCAUCGGCAACCUGAACACCCUGCUGGUCACCAAGGCUGACGUGGAGGCCAUCUUCGCCAAAUAUGGAAAGAUCGUAGGCUGCUCGGUUCACAAGGGCUACGCCUUCGUUCAGUACGCCAAUGAGAGGAACGCCCGAUCUGCUGUGGGCGGGGAGGACGGGAGGAUGAUUGUUGGUCAAGUGCUUGACAUUAAUCUGGCAGGAGAGCCCAAACCACACCGGUCAAAAACCACCAAACGCUCAGCUGGAGACAUGUACAGCAGCAGUUCCUCAUUUGAGCUCGACUACGACUUUCAGAGAGAUUACUACGACAGAAUGUACUCGUACCCGUCCCGUGUUCCUGCUCCCCCUCCGCCCUUGUCCAGGGCUGUGAUUCCAUCCAAGCGCCCGAGGGUCAGUCUGAGCGGAGGAAGCAGCCGGCGAACCAAAAGCAGCUUCUCCUCUUCCUCCAAGAGCAGCCAGAGGACUUCCUCGAACAGAGCGAUGAAAGUGGACGAGCUUCAGACCAUUAAGCGCGAGUUGACCCAAAUCAAAAGCAAAGUGGACGACCUGCUGGAGAGCCUGGAGCGCAUGGAGAAGGACCACAGCAAGAAGUCAGGUGGGCGUGUUAAGAGCAUAAAAACCGAACCAGGAGAGGUGACUUCUCCUCCGCACCCGAGCAACAAGAAGGACGAUGGGUUGAAGAGAGAUCGGGAGUGCCAGGAGAUGAACGACUCAGACGAUGAGGAUGACGAGGAAGACGAUGGAGACCUGCUGGAGGAGGAAGAGGUGAAGAGUCAGGAGAGAGAGGAUGAAGAGGAGGAUGAGGAGGAGGAAGGAGAGCAUGUGGAAGGCGACGACGAUGGCGACAGCGUCAACGGUGAGGACGACUCAUAGGAAGGAAAGACCGCACCGACGCAUGCAGCGUUCACUCAGCUUCCUGUAGGAACUUGGACUCCUGUUUUAACACUCAUGUUGUAGAUAAAAGAAGAAAACACACACACAGAAGCAUGGCGCACACACUCUGUUGUUCCAUCGUCCCCGAGGCAGAUUAUUAUUACUUUUCUUUGUUACUUUGGCCAGUUGUCCAGUAUCACUGUAAGAGGAAGAACUAGCCGUAGGUUUGUGUUUUUAUGCGUCAUUACUGGUCUUCAGGAGAAGGCAGAAACAUGGACCGUUGAUGUCCUCAGAGACGACAGCUCGACGGACCCGUCUUAAUGCGAGGACGAACAUUCAGCUACAAAGACCGUUUUUAGGCUCAGUGUGUUUAUUUUCCUCAUUGCAGUGAGUUUGUUUGACUUUGUGUGUCUGUAUGUUAAUGUCAGUUUUUUAUACUGUUUGGUUUCAGUUUAACUGUAAAGGAAUAAAUUGCAAUAAAAUAUUAAAACGGA
Notolabrus celidotus (New Zealand spotty) is the source of this 1752-nucleotide messenger RNA. RefSeq names its product heterogeneous nuclear ribonucleoprotein C-like. Gene Ontology annotation, molecular function: RNA binding. NCBI's taxonomy places the organism in Eukaryota, Metazoa, Chordata, Actinopteri, Labriformes, Labridae. Gene Ontology annotation, cellular component: nucleus. The record is from RefSeq and is a predicted model, not a curated record. The transcript has 9 exons. The coding region runs from base 296 to 1258 and encodes 320 amino acids.